AUGUCAGACCAAAUAGAAAAAGAUAUAGAGGAAUCGAUUCCAAGUAUCAAUGAUCAACAAAAUCAAGAACACCAAGAAACUCAAGAAGCUCAAGAAGAAGAACAUAAAAAACAACAACAUGUGGAAAAGCCAUCCAGUCUAGAAGAAGCUAAAGCUAUUGAACAUCUUACGGAUUCAAAUAAGGAUGAUUCCGGUGUAACAAAAUUGCAAGAGUCCGAAGACUUGAUUGAGAAUUUUUCAGUGGACCCCCAAUUAAAAGAACAACAGGAAUCCACCACCAAGAUGCUGCUGUCAGAAAAAGAUUUGGUAGAUGAAAUAGAUGAGCUUUAUAGCAGUUCAACAACACCAUUCACAGAAAAUAAUCAACCAAGUGACAGUAAUAAGAGAACAUAUGAAUAUUCGGAUAAAGACCAGGAACCAACCACAAAUGAUAAACGCCAAAAGUUAGAUGCAAGUACAGAAAUAUUGGUGGCAUCUGAACUGGAAUCUGCACCUAAACAUAGCGAACAACUACAGGCAAUAGAGUCAAGCCAGCAAGGACAACCCUCUACAGCGGAAACAGCUAACUUCGUAGCAGCACCUGCAUCUACCUUAAAUGAACAAGAAGGAGCUUCUUCGCUGAUCAAUGAGGAAGAGGACCUUGAGAUGAUUGCCAAACAAUACCAGCAAGCUACAAAUCUCGAAAUAGAACAAGCCAUGGAGGGCCACGGUAAUGGGAAGCAAGAAGUAUCAAUUCAAGAAAAAGACCAGGCUUCUGAGUCAAUGCUAAUAUCUUCCAUUGUUCCUUCUGAUUCUGAAUUGCUCAAUACCAACCAGGCAUAUGCUGCAUAUACUUCACUAUCUUCCCAGUUAGAACAGCAUUCUCAGGCAAAUACAAUGCUUUCUUCUGCCACCCUUUCUGCCUUGCCUUUGUCGAUCAUUGCACCAGUGUACCUCCCACCAAGAAUUCAAUUAUUAAUAAAUACGUUGCCCACUUUAGACAAUUUAGCAACUCAGUUGUUGCGCACAGUUGCCACCAGCCCAUACCAAAAAAUCAUUGAUUUGGCUUCUAAUCCAGAUACCUCGGCGGGGGCCACUUAUAGAGAUUUGACAUCCUUGUUUGAGUUUACAAAAAGACUUUACAGUGAAGAUGAUCCGUUUUUAACAGUUGAACAUAUAGCUCCUGGCAUGUGGAAGGAGGGAGACGAAACUCCUAGUAUUUUCAAACCCAAACAACAAAGUAUAGAAUCUACUUUACGUAAAGUAAACUUGGCAACUUUUUUGGCAGCGACAUUGGGUACGAUGGAAAUUGGGUUCUUUUACCUUAAUGAAUCGUUUCUAGAUGUUUUUUGUCCACUGAAUAAUUUGGACCCUAUGAAUGCGCUAUCCAAUUUGGGAAGCUAUCAAAAUGGGUUCCAGACUACUGAUAGUCCCAUAGGUGCGAAAGUGGGCAAAUUGUUGAAACCUCAAGCCACGUUGUAUUUAGAUUUGAAGACUCAAGCAUAUAUCUCGGCUAUUGAGGCUGGUGAAAGAUCAAAGGAAGAAAUCUUGGAUGAUAUCUUGCCUGAUGAUCUUCAUAUGUAUUUAAUGUCAAGAAGAGAUGCAAAGUUGUUGACUCCAACGGAAACUGAUUUUGUAUGGAGGUGCAAACAGAGAAAGGAGCUGUUAUUGAAUUAUAACGAGGAAAUACCUUUGAGUGAACAAUAUGAUUGGUUUACAUUUUUGAGAGAUUUGUUUGAUUAUGUCUCGAAGAAUAUUGCCUUUUUGAUUUGGGGAAAAGUGGGGAAAACAAUGAAAAAUAGACGCGAAGGCACACCUCAUACUCAGGAAUUGCUUGAUAAUACUACUACUUCUGCUCAAGUAUCAAAUGAAAUGCCUCCCUCUUCUGCUCCGUCUUCAUCGACAUCAUCUGUCAUAGAUCCUAAUAAGAUGUUAGUGUCUGAGUUAAGAGAGGCGAACAUUGCAGUACCAAAACCCUCACAGAGACGGGCAUGGUCACGAGAAGAAGAGAAAGCUUUGAGACAUGCAUUAGAGUUGAAGGGUCCACAUUGGGCAACAAUUCUAGAGUUAUUUGGUCAAGGGGGAAAGAUUUCGGAAGCUUUGAAAAAUAGAACUCAAGUGCAAUUGAAAGACAAGGCAAGAAAUUGGAAAAAGUUUUUUCUUAGAAGUGGGUUGGAAAUACCGAGUUAUUUGCGGGGUGUUACAGGUGGUGUAGAUGAUGGUAGACGGAAAAAGAAUAGAGUUACUAAGAAAACCGCUGCUGCUCCGGUUCCAAAUAUGCUGGAGCAAUUACAACAACAGCAACUGCGACAACAGCAACAGCAACAGCAACUAGACAAACAACAAGAAGAAGAAGAGGAGCAGCAACAAGAAAAGGAGCCACAACAGGAGCCACAGGAACAGCAACAAGUGCAACAACAGCUGGAGCAACAACAUCAAGAGGAAAUCCAACCACCAGAAAGUCUGGAUAAAUAG
Candida dubliniensis CD36 is the source of this 2454-nucleotide messenger RNA. RefSeq names its product Tbf1p (gene TBF1). Gene Ontology annotation, molecular function: protein homodimerization activity; double-stranded telomeric DNA binding. The transcript has a single exon. The coding region runs from base 1 to 2454 and encodes 817 amino acids. NCBI's taxonomy places the organism in Eukaryota, Fungi, Ascomycota, Pichiomycetes, Serinales, Debaryomycetaceae. Gene Ontology annotation, biological process: telomere maintenance via telomere lengthening. The record is from RefSeq and is a predicted model, not a curated record.